Molecule: messenger RNA, 1278 nt
Organism: Wickerhamiella sorbophila
Lineage: Eukaryota; Fungi; Ascomycota; Dipodascomycetes; Dipodascales; Trichomonascaceae
Product: Mitochondrial distribution and morphology protein 34
Exons: 1
Coding region: 1-1278 (425 amino acids)
Biological process (GO): mitochondrion organization; phospholipid transport
Cellular component (GO): ERMES complex
Molecular function (GO): lipid binding
Source: RefSeq, a predicted model, not a curated record
AUGUCGUUCAAGUUUGACUGGCAAAAUUUUGCCAACGAAGAGCAGUUCCUCUCCAGAGUUAAGGGGCUGUUAACCAAUGCGCUGAACAAAAAGAAACCUCCGAUUAUCGUGGACACUAUUACCGUUCAAGAGCUUGAAUGGGGGUCUGAGUCGCCAUCUUUGGAAAUUUUGGAGGUCGGUGACCUCGCUUCCGAUAGAUUCAGGGGAAUCUUCAAGCUGAAUUACUCUGGCAGCGCGCGAAUAACAUUGGCCACAAAAGUUCAGGCAAAUCUGCUGAAUGUGUACGCGGCCGCAGCACCAAAGUUUACAAUGCCAGAUUUUGUCAGUGCUCAAUCGUCGUUCUCGAUUCCGUUGAAUCUGACAUUGAGCGAUUUUGUUUUGAGCGGAAUCGUUAUCCUUGUAUUUUCCAAAGCUAAAGGCUUGACGCUCGUUUUCCGCAACGAUCCGCUCCAAAGCAUUCGUGUAAGCUCUACCUUUGACCAUGUACCAGCGAUUGCUUCCUUUUUACAGUCCCAGAUUGAAACCCACAUGAGGACACUGUUCCGCGAAGUCCUGCCGGCCCUGCUCUAUGCUUUGAGCUUGCAAUGGACACCCAACCAGUUUGAGCACCAUCUUCUUCCUGAGAACCGCAGUGAGCCGGUUAAAUUUGUUGAUAUCGAUGAAGAAAAACACUUCAGUUUGGUGAAUAUAUUAAGAUUGGAGGCCAUGUCGCAGUCUCGCCACACCCUGGCCAUAUCUCCCUUGAAAAUUCCUACUGCAAUUUACAGAGCUGAACUGUAUCGCCGCCAAUGCCGUGAUAAUGAGCGCCCCGUGGGCUUGUUGGGAGAUGCAAUGUACGACCAUGUUCAUGAUCAGGCCACUCGCAUUGCCUCCCACUCUAAUCACAAGCCGAAGCGCCGGGUUAUCAAGAUCCAAAAACCUGCUGCUGAAAAGCCCUCUCCAGUUUCAUACUUCCCUGUUGUCACGACCCCUCCUCAGAGGCCUACAUCAGCUCCUCCCGUUGUUUCUGAUGAGGUCGCAACGCUAGGAGAUCCCAUCGACAUCAAGUCUGAACUGACCCCCACGAAACCUGCUACACCCAAGAAGGCUGUACUCCCGGCAGCUACACAAAGCUCACCAACCAAACAGACACGUGAGCAAUUGGUCAAGGAAACCAAGGCUUUGAUCUAUUCUCUCAAAAGACAUGAAAGAAAACUUGCGAAACCUGACCAGAAAUCUCCUGUUAUUUAUCCCGUUGAAGAAGGACCAGAAGAUCUUCCUCCGGCCUAUGUGGCCUAA